Messenger RNA from Ochlerotatus camptorhynchus, 1986 nucleotides. RefSeq lists its product as uncharacterized. The transcript has a single exon. The record is from RefSeq and is a predicted model, not a curated record. Lineage: Eukaryota; Metazoa; Arthropoda; Insecta; Diptera; Culicidae. Gene Ontology annotation, molecular function: zinc ion binding; nucleic acid binding. The coding region runs from base 1 to 1986 and encodes 661 amino acids.
AUGGCAAACAAGGCGGAAAAGAAGCUGGAAGGAAACAUCCUGAUCCUUAAGCGGGUGUUGGCGAUACGAGAUGUGGUGGAAAAGUUCGUGGCGGAGUACGACCAUGAGCGGGACGCCAACCAAGUAUCAGUUCGGUUGGAAACCUUGGACAAGGUCAACAAGGAAUUUCAACAGGUCCAAGGGGAGAUAGAGAAAUUAGACGUCGAUCAGUUCGAGGAUCACAUCGAGGUACGCACCGGAUUCGAAAAUCGGUACUGCGUGUUGAAGGGAUUUCUACUCUCCAAGAUGGACAACGGCCAGCCUCCAUUAAAUUCGACGAUGAUCAACACCUUCGCUCACCACACAUCAUCGAGUUUUCACCAUCGGCUGCCGAAGAUCGAUCUGCCGAAGUUCAGCGGGGAUGAAUCAAGGUGGAUAUCGUUCCGGGACAACUUUCUGUCGAUGAUCCACAGCAACAAGGACAUUCCGACCGUCAACAAACUCCAAUAUCUGCUGCAAUCGUUGGAGGGAGAAGCAAAGAAGCCGUUUGAAAGCGUUGACAUUCAGGCGGACAAUUAUGCGUCUACGUGGGACGCAUUGAUGAAGCGCUACGACAACAAGCGGUUCCUGAGAAAGGAGUUAUUUCGAGGACUGUUCGAACUACUACCAAUCAAGCGUGAAUCAGCACAGGAGCUAAACACAUUGGUCGACGAAUUCCAGCGGCACGUGAAAGCGUUAGGAAAGCUCGGUGAACCAGUUAAGCACUGGAACACUCCUCUCACCUUCAUCCUCUGCAAUAAGCUCGACGCAUCUACGUUACGUUCUUGGGAACAGGAAACGCGUCAGAAGGACGACGUAAGCUACGAUGAGUUGAUUGAAUUCCUUAUCCAGCAAGUUCGAAUGCUGAAGUCCGUAUCAAGCGAUCUACAACAUCGCUCUCAAGGGACUAGCAUCAAGGUGGCCGGUCCAAACCCGAAGAAAUUGUCCACAUUCAAGUCCGUUGUCAAUGCUGCUACAAGUGAAGUCAAGUCGAACACUCUUCAUUGCCCUGCAUGUUCCGAGAAGCAUCUGCUACACCAGUGUUCAACAUUCAACAAGCUGUCCGUAUCCCAACGACGAGAGUUGGUAACCCAGCGAAGCUUGUGUUGGAACUGCUUUCGUUCUGGUCAUCAAGCGCGGACCUGCAAAUCCAAAUUUAGUUGCAGAACCUGCCAAGCCAGACAUCACACCUCGCUGCACGACGCAGCUCCGAAGAAGACAACUCCUGCCGUACCUUCGAAUCCUCCUAUGCAACAACCAGCUCCAUCCACGUCAGCGCACGUGGGGACCUCUGGAUCAGCGCAUCCACCAGAAGUUAGCAUGGCUAUCCAAUCGAACCACAGCACGGUCCUACUGGAAACGGUUGUUCUAAUCGUCGUCGAUCAACACGGCAAGGAAUUCACCGUACGAGCGCUCCUAGAUUCUGCAUCGAUGUUCAAUUUCAUCACCAAGCAGCUGGCAAACGCUCUUGUCACGCAGCGUACUGCAGUAGACGUCGCUGUAUCAGGACUAGGUGAAUCCGUCAAGCAGAUCAAACGUCAAAUCACGGCUACGAUCAAAUCGAAAACGAACACCUUUUCCUCCACACUCGAAUUUCUCGUAAUGAAGAAACCAUCUGCCAAUCUUCCGACUAUCGCCAUCAACACAGCUGCGUGGAACUUACCAAGCGUUCCACUGGCCGAUCCGCACUUCAAUAUUCCGGGCAUGAUCGAUAUCAUCAUCGGUGGGGAAUGCUACCACGAAAUCCACACCGGUAACCGCAUAGCACUCGGGAACGGUCUACCAUUGCUGGUCGAAACACACUUCGGGUGGGCAGUUUCUGGAAAAACGUCCACCAAUUCCGCUGUUGCACCACCAGCAUGCUACAUAUCAACCACCAACCGAUCCCUCGAAUCAGCGCUUCAACGUUUCUGGGAGCUUGAAGCCGUCGAUAAUGGCCCGACACAUUCCUCAGAAGCAGUGCUGUAA